AUGCUUUCCACUCUCAGAGUCGCCAGCCGGUCGGCUGCCUCCCGCGAGGUCAAUAUGCGCACCGUCGUGAUCGGAGCUAGACACGCCUCCGCCUGGGCCAAUGUUCCCCAGGGUCCUCCUGACGCUAUUCUUGGCAUCACCGAAGCUUUCAAGGCCGAUUCCUUCAAGGAGAAGAUCAACUUGGGCGUGGGUGCCUACCGUGACGACAAGGGCAAGCCUUACGUUCUGCCCUCCGUCCGCGCCGCCGAGGACAAGGUUGUCGCAUCGCGCUUGGACAAGGAGUACGCUGGCAUCACCGGUGUUCCCGCUUUCACCACCGCCGCUGCUGAGCUCGCUUACGGCGCCGACUCCUCCGCCAUCAAGGACAACCGCCUCGUCAUCACCCAGACCAUCUCCGGUACCGGAGCCCUGCGCAUUGGUGGUGCUUUCCUCAAGAAGUUCUACCCCGGCGCCAAGAAGAUUUACAUCCCCAACCCCAGCUGGGCUAACCACAAGGCUGUCUUCACCGACUCCGGUCUUGAGGUCGCUACGUACAGCUACUACAACAAGGACACCAUUGGUCUCGACUUUGAGGGUCUGAUUGCCGAUAUCAAGGCCGCCCCCGAGGGCAGCAUCAUCCUCCUCCACGCUUGCGCUCACAACCCCACCGGUGUCGAUCCCACCCAGGCCCAGUGGCGCCAGAUCAGCGAUGUCAUGAAGCAGAAGGGCCACUUCGCCUUCUUCGACAUGGCCUACCAAGGCUUUGCCAGCGGCAACGCUGACCAGGAUGCCUUUGCUCCCCGCCACUUCGUCGAGCAGGGCCACAACAUCGCCCUUUGCCAGAGUUUCGCCAAGAACAUGGGUCUGUACGGCGAGCGUGUCGGUGCUUUCUCCCUCGUUUGCGAGAACGCCGAGGAGAAGAAGCGCGUCGAUUCGCAGAUCAAGAUCCUCAUUCGUCCCUUCUACUCUAACCCCCCGUUCACGGUGCUCGCAUCGCCUCCACCAUCAUGA
This is a messenger RNA of Penicillium coprophilum, 990 nucleotides long. RefSeq names its product Pyridoxal phosphate-dependent transferase major region subdomain 1. The transcript has 3 exons. The coding region runs from base 1 to 990 and encodes 329 amino acids. Gene Ontology annotation, molecular function: L-aspartate:2-oxoglutarate transaminase activity; pyridoxal phosphate binding. The record is from RefSeq and is a predicted model, not a curated record. Gene Ontology annotation, cellular component: mitochondrion. NCBI's taxonomy places the organism in Eukaryota, Fungi, Ascomycota, Eurotiomycetes, Eurotiales, Aspergillaceae. Gene Ontology annotation, biological process: L-aspartate catabolic process; biosynthetic process.